AUGGAAGGCACAAUCGGUUUCUUGCCGAGAAAUUCACAGGCAAAUUCUAUAUCCGAAUUCCACCAUGAAUCUUUGUCGAAUCCCAAAACAUUCAUACGAUUAUUAGAACUUGACAAUGUCGACAGGGAAGAUACGACGACCGAAUUACGUUGUAACGUUAGCACGUGGCAUGUUGACCACACACCACCAUACCAUGCCAUAUCCUACGUGUGGGGCAGUCCAGAAUUCAUCACAACUAUAAAUAUUGACGGGAGAAGUCUAACAAUAAAUAAGAAUGCGGAUUACGCGUUGCGACAAGCAAAAUGGUUUGGCGUCCGAUAUGUUUGGAUGGAUUCCAUAUGUAUCGACCAAUACAACAUCGAUGAGAAAGGUGAUCAAGUGAAGAUGAUGGGGCACAUAUAUCGAAACGCUUCCUGUGUCUUGGCUUGUUUAGGUUCCCAUGGUGAUGACAGCGAGCUAGUGAUGAGAUUUUUCUGCAAAGCCAAGGUCUUUAAGCCAGGAAUUGGCCAUAUCGAUGGAGCCUCUGGGCUUACUGUCAUAAAACAUACAAUUGAAUCUCUGAUAUGGGCCAUCAAGACCCAAGACGUCAGAAAGAGAAGGCUUCGCAGAGCAUUCUUCACCUUCAUGGAGAGACCCUACUUCAAGCGAGUAUGGAUCUUGCAGGAAGUUUCCAUUGCUGGAACUGUGAUUGUUUGUUGUGGAAGUGAUCAUCGUCCCAUUGGCGAGCUUUACACACUUCAUCACAAGCUACACAGUCUGAUAGUGAACACUGGGCCACUUUACUCGUAUAAUCUUUUGAUCAUCAUUGCUUUCUUGACAAUGCAUCGACAAAAGAUGACACGAGCUUCCAUAGUAGCCUGGCAGGACAGCGGCUGCGAUCCUGCUUCAAAUUCUUGUUGGGGUUACUGUGCAGAUCCUUGUUAUCGAUACUUGGCAUAUGGGGCGAGCAAAGCAGAUCGGCAUUUUCUUUUGCUCCCUCUAUUAGAGUUGACACGAGACUUGCAAUGCCAAGAUCCCCGCGACAAGAUAUAUGGAGUUCUCUCAAUGGUUGAUUGGCAAGAUGUGUUGCCUAUUGCGCCAGACUACACCGCAGAUAUUUUUGAACUAGCAGUUCUGGGAAUGACUAGAAUAAUCGAACAAUCGAAAUGCUCGGAGGGACAUUGCUCAGAAGAAAGUUGCUAUCGAGCAGCAUUACCACUUGCUUACUCACUCGCGCAGAGUAUGAAGCUAUCCCUCGCACAAAAAGCUCCAGAGAGCGUUGAUAUACAUCAGCACGCAGAAAGAGACAUCAACCUUGAUGAACCUAUCAAUUCAAAUGCAGAAGACGUAGAAUGGUUUUCUUGUAGAAUUUUAAAAGGUACGGACAACAAUUGGAAGCUCGAUGUUCGACCAAAUUAUAAGUUUCAUAAGAAGCACAUAGAAGGGGAAUUGGGGUGCAUGUUUCAUCAUAAUAAAAGCGGUCGCCGGCCAAAACUGAUCUUAUCUGAUUUCGAAGGGGAGAUCCCGGAAGAUUAUGUCAAAAUUAUGGACAAUGAAGGCGGCCUGGUAGCGCUGCUACCCAAAGCUACACAGCGAGGAGACCUGCUCGUGACUCAAGCGUACGCAAAUUUUGACCGCAAUGAGCCAACUAAGAUCAAAUACCAAAUGCCUCGCUACCUAGUAUUACGAGAACACAAGUCGAGCCGUCAUUCAAUAAUCGGGCAAGCUAUAGUUGUGGGAGGAUGUGUGGCCUCUAGUGCUACUAUUGGCCCAUGGUUCGACUUGCAAUUUGACGUCCGCGACGCGCUUAACUUGACGAUCUCUUGGGCACAAUGUUCCGCCUACCAAGAAAAAGAUCUUUCUUUGCUGACUUGGCCUAUGGCAAAAGAGUUAUUAGAUCUGAAGGUCUGUCGGGGCCCAUUAUCUUCAUUCGCAUCUGAGGUAUUGCAUAACCCGAGGGCAAUCGAUAACAAAUGGCGUGAGAAACUUGGACUUGAUCCUUGGACGGCGGAAAAGUCGGGACGACUUAGCACGAGACUCAGAAGGUGGAUGAUAAGAUAUGUAGCUCAAGGCGGAAUGAGGCGAGCAAGAAGAAACGCCAGAUUUGCACUGCAAAAUUGGAAUAAGUCUUGA
Molecule: messenger RNA, 2112 nt
Organism: Botrytis deweyae
Lineage: Eukaryota; Fungi; Ascomycota; Leotiomycetes; Helotiales; Sclerotiniaceae
Exons: 1
Coding region: 1-2112 (703 amino acids)
Source: RefSeq, a predicted model, not a curated record